This is a messenger RNA of Colletotrichum lupini, 1227 nucleotides long. RefSeq lists its product as uncharacterized. The record is from RefSeq and is a predicted model, not a curated record. The transcript has 4 exons. Lineage: Eukaryota; Fungi; Ascomycota; Sordariomycetes; Glomerellales; Glomerellaceae. The coding region runs from base 1 to 1227 and encodes 408 amino acids.
AUGUUUUCUCCCUUCUCCCCCUACCUCGCCCUCUCCCUCUCUCUUUUUCCCAUCCAAACGCCUCGACCCGCGACACCCGCCCACCAUGGCGUGGCAUGGCGCGUCGCCUCCACUGGCAUUCUCUGUCUCGUUUCUCGUGUAACAACCGAAACCCCCGCGAGACAUACCAAGCAGCAUUGUCUCUGGCGCAGACUCGUCCCGGAAUCACUUCAUCAUUCACAAUGGUUGGAUCGCAGCCAGCUCCGAGCCAUUCCGCUCAUUCACCAAGAGACUCUUCUAUGUAGACUCUUCUGCUUGCCUCCACUUACGCCUAACCGGGAAGAAGCACCGCAUCUUGGGCGAGCAGAGGCAUUCAGACGCAGACGCUGCUUGGCCCUUCCAUCACCUGCCCUGCAAGUUGGGCCGAGUUGGGCCAAGCAAAUGGAGAACCUUCAAACGACCGGGGGAUGUCUCUGCGGGCUUAUCCGCAUCCCAAGGUGCCAUCCCACGAACCUCGAUAUUUCGGACAUGGCAGCUGGGCAAACCUUGACUGGUUCCAUCCAUACAUGCUUCGCACCUACAGAGUGCUGUUGCGUCGCUCCCGAUGUUCCCACACUCUUGACGGAAAUAGCGUAUGCAAACUUUGCGAGUCUGGACGAGACACUAGAAUCCAUGCAACAUUCAUUGCCUGCGUCUUCAGUAAAACGUCUAGAUGUCAGUGUCAACGAUCGGAGCCUCGGGAAAGGAGUCUUAAUGGACUUUAGGUCUGGCUGGUAUACGGAGUACGCACGGCGGAGCGACAGCCAGCCUGUUGCCGACGCUACCUCUCGCCUUCGUAUCGAUCAAUCACUAAUCGACCUGAGAUCGGUCGAUGUGCAGCCCGGGACCAGGCAUUCUGGGACGCGGACCGAAAUGCAAAAGCAUAGCCAAGGCAGACGCCGCCAUCCACCCCUGGACAUAGAGACUUCUUCGGUCCCUUACUACGUAUGCCUGGAACCCUGGGUCGUUCGGCUACGUUGCUCGCGGCGCGGGCCAUAUUGCGGCGCACGCUAUGAAUUCAGCAAACCAUGCUCCAUCUUAUCUCAUCCCCCCCGGUCUGCCACCUUGAAGUUAUACGUCUUUUUUGCGGUCAACACGGGCCACUCCCGCGCCUCCUUCGGAGCAAAGAGUCAAUGCGCCAGAUGCCCGCUGACCGAUCCGCGGCCGUCUGCGUCCCCAGACGAAGAGAACCUACGUCGGGCGGGAUAA